ACAUGGAUCCUCGUCCUCGGGUCUCAUCACCGCUGUAGUAAUAUCGUUUUGGCACCAAAUGCAACGACGCGUUCCAUUGUGCAUCCGCACAUGUUUGCAAAAAAAAUCACAAUGUGAUCGCAAGGUGCGUUAGUUUUUUUUUUUCAACCUCUGAGCAGCCUCAACUCUCGCCAGUCCCCUGGUCUGGUGCAGAUAUAUUGUUCAUGUGGUUCCCAGGCAGCAGCAGCAGCAGCAGCAGCAGCAGCAGCUCUGACACCACAUCGCUGUUUAGGAUUUGAGAUGGGGAGGAAUCACCAGGAGGCUUACUUGAAGCUGUACACACGACCACGAGACUAGAUGCCCUUUCCGGCGUAUAGAGGUAAAGAAAGAGGAAGCAAACAUAAUCUCACAGCAACCCCAAGGUCCCUUUAAGUGCAACAGGGGCUGCCGGUUUAUUAUGACAGCAGCCUUUAUUGUGACAGACGCGGCGUGUCUGUCUGAGUGGAUCCGGCGGCUGCAGGAUGCGCGCUCCGCGGUGCCCCGACCGACUGAGGGAGCGGGGAGGAGGAGGAGAGGUGCAUGCUGGAUAAUAAUUAAGGACAAACGGUAGAGAGUGUGAGAUCUGGGGGAAAAAAACCGUCACUCACACACACACACACACACAGGCCGUCGACGCGUCCGGACGGUGCCAAUUUGUCGGUUAACUUCGCCGAGCGUAAAUCGUGCGCGCUCGUAAAACCGACAGAGGAGGAGGUGAAGUGCUGCUGCUGGUGUGAGGAUUGAACUGCGGGAGAGUCCGAAGCUCCCCCAGCUCCCAAACGAAAAACUGGAUGUACCUGCUGUUCAGCCACCUGCAACGGUUCCCUGCAUGAAUCAGUGUCAGGAGGGCAACUGCAGACGGCGGUCGCGCCAGGCACCAUGAGGCAGCAAGCUUGGCCCGAGAGAGCGGCGAAUUCCCCCUUCAUCACUCCCGCCCCGGCUGAGCAGCGGAAGAAAUGCACACAGCAGAAGCAGCAGCGGCAGCAGAAGCAGCGGCGGCAGCAGCAGCAGCAGCAGCAGCAGCAGGAGCACACAGCGCAGCGGGGGCCGGCUGAUACACACAUCUGAGAGUGCCGUGCAGAGCAAAUGGGGAAGGCAGAAAGAGACUGAGAGGCAGUAACUGGGAUCGCAUCAUUCUAGAUGGCAGAGUGGCCCGCGCCGCUCUCUGAGGCAGUGAUGUCCUUGUUAACACAUCGUCCCCUGUUAGAGGCUCCUUGUUAGAAGUCACAAGUCGGCCCCCCGCCCCUGUGAGGCUACGGAGCUGAGGGGCAGAGGAAACGGGAAUAUAAAAAUAAAAAAUAAAAAAACCGGGGCGAGAGACAGAGCGGAAAGAAAGAGACUGUGACAGGCCCCCAUGCAGGCGCGUAAGAAGUAUGUCCUGCUGGGCUUGUGUGCGUGCUGCUGGCUGGUCCUCUUUUACUGGGGCGGGGGAGUCCAGCUGCGCUUGCUGCGGCUGCUGACGCGCCAGCGGGGCGAGGUGGUGCGCCCCUGGCCCAACUGGACCGACCGGGCCUUCCUGCCCCGCUAUGCCCACCUGGCCGAGCUCCAGACGGACCCGGGCUCGGCCGAGUCGCCCCGCCAGCGGCGGCAGGCCUGGUCGGCCAUCUACAAGGACAGCCGCUGCCGCAUGGAGACCUGCUUCGACUUCUCCCGGUGCCGCCGCAGGGGCCGCGAGGGGUUCCGGGUGUACAUUUAUCCGUCGGAGAAGAACGACCACGUGUCGGAGAGCUACAGGAAGAUCCUGGCGUCCAUAGGAGAGUCGCGGUACUACACAUCGGACCCCCGCGAGGCCUGUCUGUUCGUGCUCGGCAUAGACACCUUGGACCGGGACCAGCUAUCAGGCCAGUUUGUGCCCAGCAUGGACGAGCGCAUUCGUGGUUUCCCGCUGUGGAAUGACGGGCGGAACCACCUGAUCUUCAACCUGUACUCGGGCACGUGGCCCAACUACACGGAGGACCUGGGCUUCAACAUCGGCCAGGCCAUCUUGGCCAAGGCCAGCCUCAACACGGAGCAUUUCAGGCCCGGCUUCGACAUCUCCAUCCCGCUGUUCUCCAAGGACCACCCGCAGAAGGGCGGCGAGCGCGGCUGGCUGGUGAGAAACACCAUCCCGCCGCGGAGGAAGUACCUGCUGAUGUUCAAGGGGAAGCGCUACCUGACGGGCAUCGGCUCCGACACCCGAAAUGCCCUCCAUCACAUCCACAACGGGAAGGACAUUGUGUCGCUGACGACGUGUCGCCACGGGAAGGACUGGGAGAAGCACAAGGACGCCCGCUGUGACCAUGACAACUUGGAAUACGAGAGGUUUGAUUACCAGGAGCUCCUCCACAACUCCACCUUCUGCCUGGUGCCUCGAGGUCGACGCCUGGGCUCCUUCCGCUUCCUGGAGUCACUGCAGGCGGCGUGUAUCCCCGUGCUGCUGAGUAACGGUUGGGAGCUGCCCUUUUCUGACAUCAUUCAGUGGAACCAGGCGGUCAUCGAGGGAGACGAGAGAUUACUGCUGCAGGUGCCGUCCACGGUGAGAGCAGUCGGGAACGAGAGAGUCCUGGCCCUGCGGCAGAGGACCCAGAUGCUGUGGGAAGCCUACUUUUCCUCUGUGGACAAGAUAGUCCUCACCACGCUGGAGAUCAUCAAGGACCGCGUGUUUGCUCACAUAUCGAGGAACAAGUACAUGUGGAACUCGCUGCCAGGAGGCCUGCUGGUCCUGCCAGAGUACUCAACCCACCUUGCACACUUCCCUUUCUACUACCUGGGAUUAGGGGUCAGUCCAGGUCAGGAGUUCACUGCUGUCAUACAGGCCGUCUCCCCAUUGGUCUCGCAGUCUCAGCCAAUCAUGAAGCUGCUUCAGGUGGUCUCCAAGUCAAAGUACUGCUCACAGAUCAUCAUUCUUUGGAACAGCGAGAAGCCGCCACCCAGUCGGAGCAAAUGGCCCCCCAUGCCCGUCCCCCUCACUGUGACAGAUGGCAGGAGGAAGACCACCAGUCGGUUCCUACCUCAAGUUGCCAUAGAGACAGAGGCAGUGCUGAGUCUGGACGAGGAUACAGUCCUACUGACCAGUGAGGUGAACUUUGCCUUCUUGGUGUGGCGGAGUUUCCCUGAGCGGAUCGUGGGCUACCCUCCCAGGAGCCACUUCUGGGAUCCUCUGAAGCGCGCCUGGGGCUACACCUCUAAGUGGACCAACGACUACUCCAUCGUCCUGACUGGGGCCGCCUUCUACCACAGGUACUACCACUACCUGUUCUCCCACUACCUGCCGCAGUCUCUGCGGACUCUGGUGGACCGCACGUCCAACUGCGAGGACAUCCUGAUGAACUUCCUGGUCGCCGCCGUAACCCACCUGCCGCCGAUCAAAGUGGCUCAAAGGAAGCAGUACAAAGAGUUGCCAAGCCCACAGGGUACGAAGAGCGUCCCCUGGGCCAACCCGGAGCACUUCAACCAGCGGCAGGAGUGUGUCAACGCCUUCGCCAACUGGUUUGGCUACAUGCCCCUGGUUCACUCGCAGUUUCGCUUGGACCCCGUGCUCUUCAAAGACCAAGUGUCGGUCCUCCGCAAGAAAUACAAAGACCUGGAGAGGGCGUGAACUUGAUGGAAAGACUGGCGUGGAGCAUCUGGUCUAGUGGCCUUUUGGACAGACAAUUUGUCCAAUCACUGGUGGACAAGUCAAGAUGCAGUACUCAAGGACUGUCUGGGAUGUGGACAAGAUGAUCAGCAUCAAGGACAGAGUACAAACAUCAGGCAGACCCUGGUGGACUGUUCUUGACUAUUAUACAUUUAGAUAUGAAGAGAAACGGGCCUAUAAAGUUUGAGAGGAGCGUCAAAUGAAUCUCCCACCUCCGUGAGUCCGGUAGGGCCACAAAGGAAGAAAUUCAGGGGCCUUGAGCGGGGCCCCUGUAAAAGGGCGUCUCACUGAGAAGGAACAAUCUCGAUUGGACAGCAUUUAAAGGAUUCGUUUGAACACUUCUCAGUGCUAUUGCGGUGACAAUAAGAAGGAAAUAGCUAUCUCAUGCAAGAAGAACCCGAGGAACGGGUAUCGGUGCCAUGCACUCCGGCUGUCUAUGUGUCUCAGCGUUACUGUGCAGGGGACUGUUGCCAACAUUAAAAAAACAAAAACAUGAUAAUUUCACAUCAAAAUGCUAACUGUAAAACCAAUAAAAUGAUUUGUAAACGCAAACUCUGGCUAGGUGCCCCAGACACUCCCAAGUUUUUUUCUCCACUUACUUGACAACUCGGUCCAGUAUAAGAAGUAGAGGACAUACAUUUUCAGCAGAGAUUAUGGAAUCAGAUUGCGUCAUGCUACAUUUGAAGGCACUGUACAGGUUAAUACCAAAAGUUAAUUAGCCACUUUCCCACCGCAGGGAAUAAUCUCAACCCUAUUCCAAUGAAGGGGGCCUAGUUCAACUUCUUGAAAAAAAAAAUUUGACAGACCAGAAAUCAUGAGGAAUGAAUAGG
Molecule: messenger RNA, 4464 nt
Organism: Scophthalmus maximus (turbot)
Lineage: Eukaryota; Metazoa; Chordata; Actinopteri; Pleuronectiformes; Scophthalmidae
Product: exostosin-1c
Exons: 12
Coding region: 1373-3595 (740 amino acids)
Cellular component (GO): membrane
Molecular function (GO): glycosyltransferase activity
Source: RefSeq, a predicted model, not a curated record